This is a messenger RNA of Rhopilema esculentum, 4246 nucleotides long. RefSeq lists its product as uncharacterized. Lineage: Eukaryota; Metazoa; Cnidaria; Scyphozoa; Rhizostomeae; Rhizostomatidae. The record is from RefSeq and is a predicted model, not a curated record.
GAGGUAAACCCUUAGUGAUUACGUAGAAUUAAACAUGGCCGUUGACAAGAAAGUAGCGUUUCAUAAAAACGGUUACGCUUGCCUCUUAGCUAUAGUAAUAGGAUUGCUAGUUGUUGAAGCAAUAUUCCUACAUUUGAAGAUCUACAAAACAGACAGUGUGCUGACAGAAAGGAUAAUUGAACUGGAAAGAAAGCAAGAGAAAACUGAAAGGGAAUUAAAAGAAUGCCAAAGCAAAGAUGGCGAACAAAAACAAAAGGACUUUCGCUACUAUUCACAACUUUUAAACAGAGAAUUCAGGAUAGUAGAAAAACUAAAACGAAGAUCACGACGUCACAAUCAACCGAGCUUUGAUCUUCAUUUGCAAAUACGAAAAUUGGCUCAUAAUGUCGAUGGGCUUUGCAGAAGUGUGACACUUGUUUGCAAGAAGGGUGAAAGGGGAAAGCCAGGCCCGCGUGGUGCCAAAGGAGAAGCAGGACAGAGAGGGGAUAUCGGACCUAUUGGUGUAAUUGGUCCUCCUGGUCAAAAGGGGGACAAGGGGCAAAAGGGCCAGCCUGGAUCACCGGGAAGGUCGAUUUCAAAGCCACGAAUUGUAUCAAAGUUUCCAAAUAUAGUCUACAAAACAGUUGGCUCUAAUUUAACAUUAUUAUGUGAAGCCGAGGGGAAUCCCACACCAAAAAUUAUCUGGAGAUUCGGGUCACAAACUCAAGAUUCAAGGUACAGUUAUCCUGCUCCAGGUGCCCUCGCUAUUUCAAUAGUGCAGGAGAAUGACAACGGUAUAGUCAAGUGCGUUGCGGAGAACAUUCUUGGUACAGAUGCAGUCGAAACUGAACUUUCUGUCCUAACAAAACCCAAGGUGAUCAUAAACUCCAAAAAGGUCAUUGGAACAGUUGGGUAUCCUUUAGAAGUCAACUGCAGUGCUACUGGCAAUCCUAUACCAAAGCUCUACUGGAAAAAGGCUCAUGGUUUGACAAGUGGCAAAGAGGUUCUUGCAACAGAUCAGAAAAGCAUGUCCCUCAAGUUUACAAAAAUUGUUUCUGAUGAUGCAGGGUACUAUAUUUGUGACGCAAAAAAUAAAGUUGGAGUAGCAUCUGAUUCCACUGUUCUUGAAAUACAAAAAAGAGACUGUUCAUCGUGGAGGAAAAGCGGGCAGUCAAAAAAUGGACUUUAUAUAAUUAACCCAGAUAACGGCAUAGCUUUCUCUGUUUAUUGUGACAUGGAAAAUGACGGGGGUGGCUGGACGGUGAUUCAGAGGCGUACUGAUGGGUCAGUAGAUUUCUAUCAAGACUGGGAAUUGUACAAGAUAGGCUUUGGGGAUUUGAGAAAUGAAUUUUGGCUUGGAAAUGAGAAAAUUCACCGCCUUACAAAACAAAAAGAUAUGAAGAUUCGGUUUGAUCUUGAAGAUGUGGAUGGCAACAAAGCUUUUGCAGAAUAUAAUGCCUUCCAUAUAGAUGGUGAAGAUCAGCAAUUUACAGCACAUGUGAGUUCUUACUCUGGAACGGCUGGCGAUUCGUUUUCAGAUACAAAUGGGAAUAAAUUUUCAACUAAAGAUAAAGAUCACGACACGAGUCCAGGUGGAAGUUGUGCUGUGUCAUUUCAGGGUGCAUGGUGGUAUCGAGAUUGUCAUUCAUCAAAUUUGAAUGGAAGGUAUCUAAAUGGUCCACAUAAGUCGUUUGCCAAUGGAGUAAAUUGGUAUCACUUCAAAGGUCAUCAUUAUUCUUUAAAAAGAACUGUCAUGAAGAUAAAGCUACGGAAUUAGCCAAGACCAAAAUCUAACGUAAAAGCAGCUAUGAAUUAGCAGUUGCAUUAAUGGUGACUUUUGUAGAAGAUAAUGUGUAGCUUGGAGUUGAUAAUUGAAAUAUAUAGAUGCAUGAAUGCCGCUUGCCUCUCUUUCUAUUUGAGUUCUUGAUAUAAAAUAGAUAACCAAAGGAUAUAAGAUACGACCUUCGAACAAAUAGCCUCCUGUAGCUCCUUACAACCAAUAAGUUAAGUUAGUUUAUGGGAAAACUUUAUUAUCAUUUAGAGGAACUAUUUUACGGAACGCGCUAUCUGACACAAUAAAAAGCAAGCCAUUUACAAAGUAACGUAUCUUGUGAGCUUGAUAAUCGAAGCAUUUAAGAACAUGAAAUGAAAAUGUUUUUAUAGUUAUGUAAAUAAUGUUGAAAAAUUAUGAGCUAUGUUAACAGUUGUAGCGAAUAAAAGAACCACUUUCGUCCUAAAGUGAACCGAUAGUGUAGCCCACAUUCGCAAAGAUUUAAUUAAAAGCAUCAUAACUUAUGAAUAGCGGCUGAAAUUAUGCACGCAAUGUUCAGGUGGGGAAACUUAGGAGGGGCCCCCCAUUUUUGUCAAUGGCAAAUUAAUUUGAAAUAUCUACUGUGUAAGAAUAGGUCGCAUUUUUCCAUUUUUGCUUUACUGUGUAAAAAGAGGACAGAGUUAUUAAAAUACAUUCGUGUUAAGCUUUUGUAAUACAGAAAGAUUUUGGUGUCUUCCUUAUAUAUUUAUAUAUGAAAGAAUGCCCAACUUAAAACUUUGUUUUAUAGUAUUUGCUCGGAACUGAGCCCUAACCGCUGUUUCUUUAUGCUCGUCAGCCUCGUCACAGGAAAGUGUCGCUCCUGUACACCCUGUCUCCCCCCCCCCAAAUAAGGAUUUAGCCGAUGUGGCAUAUCGAUUAGGUACGUUCCUAGAAUUUAACCCCUCCAAGUCCGUAUUCUGUUAUUUUUUUAAACAAGAAGAGGGAGGGUGUCGUAGGACGCUCUCCAGGUCAUAUAGCAUAUUGUUAUUAUGUGGCAGACAAUAUUAAAUAGGCAUUUCAGUAAAUCAGUAGUUAGUUAUCUUUGUAACAUCGUUCAGUUAAAUUAUAAAUCUGGAAUGUUUAUCAAAAAAUGAAAAGGUAGAGAAUUUGUUUUUGUUCCUCUAUCAACUCAACGAUGUAAUGAAAGCACCUCUCACAUAAACAGGUAUGAAGAACAUAAUGAGCAUGCAGAAGUUAGAAUGUUAGGCUCCACUCCUAUUAAAAAAACACCCGUUUUGCAACACCGAGGGUUACGAGAAACUUAGGGCCUGUUUACACGAGAGAAAAAGGAACGGAUCCAAAAGAUCCGCAAGCGUUUACACGAGAGCGGAUCCUAAAGCGUUUACACAGGAACGGACCAAAAUCGAAUCGCUUUUUUUAAGCAUGCGCAAUGACAAAGUAAUUGUUAAUUUUCAUUUUGGCGGGAGAAUAUCUAAGAUGGCGUUCUUCGCAAGCAACGAUAAGCGUUGCAUUUUUUACAUCGACAGACGAGGAGACGGCUUUCUUGAUGAAAGUAGUUAUGGAUUACAAAGCUGCUAUAAUGCAAAAUGGAGAAGACUCGGGGACUGUUAUGUCAUCGAAAUACGAAGACAUUCUACUUAAAUUUAUCGAGGCCUAUCCAGAAACUGCAACAGAGGACUUUCCAAAUAGCCAGGAUAAAGAAAAAAUCACAAAAGAAAAGGUGAAAAUAAAAUGAAACAAGACUAAGACAGGGUUCAGAAAGGCUGUCGACUGUGGAAAAAAGAGUGGUGGUGGGAGAGUAGUUUCUUUGUUGUAUGAUGAGUGCUGCGUACAAUUGAAAUAGCCUCCAUUGACCCCAGCAACAGUCUUGUUUUACUGCCGUGUCUUUGCGGGUCCGUAUCUUCCCGUUUACACGGCGCCGAUGAAGGUACGGAUCCAAAUGGAUUCGCUUUCGAAUCGUACCCAGAAAGAUACGAAUCUCUCCCAGAAAAGAUACGGAUCCUACCGUGCCCGUGUAAACGCAAGGCCUAUCGUAGCCAGCUUGGGUACGGAUCUAUGCGGAUCUGUUCCCGUGUAAACGGGGCCUUGAUACCGGAUUCCCGUGCAUCCGGCCCAUUUGAAUAUACCUGCUGGAGGCAUUUCGAAGUUCCGCAUAGUUUCAGAUUACAAGCACGACUGUGACACUAUGUAGCAGUUUAUAUUACGUCCGGGGGUUGGGGAAGUCGGCCAGACAUAUGAAUGUAGAGACAUUACAUGGGGUGUAGAAAUUGUAUAAGAACACAAGCCUGAAAAUUGGUCAAAAGUUAAGACAAAUUAAGUUCAAACUGAGGCUGAGUAAAAUGUUAUUUUGAAUAAUGUUUCAUCUCAAAAAUGAGGAGUUUUUUGUCAUUUGGGGUGAAUUUUCAAACUUGUCGGCAAAUAAAGGAUGUAUAUCUAACUCAAUUUGUUGGCAAACGAGGCGUGAACACCUUCCAAGAGCGCAGUAGCUUGCAAUUG